AUGGAGUUCGUCGGCUGCACCGGCGACGCGACGGACGUGUUCUGCGAGUGCGCGCACGGCUUCUGCUGGAGCUGCGGCGAGGAGGCACACCGGCCGCUGUCGUGCGACACGGUGCGCGCGUGGCUGGCCAAGAACGUCUCAUACUCGGAGACGGCCAACUGGGUGCUGACCCACACCAAGCACUGCCCCAAGUGCCGGCGGCGGAUCGAGAAGAACCAGGGGUGCAACAACAUGACGCGCAGGCCCCCCUGCAACCACCGUUUCUGCUGGAUCUGCCUGCAAUCAUUGGGACGCAGUCACAUCGUCUGCGAUGGCAACCGGGCACGGCCGGACAAGGUCAACGCCGGCGGCGGCAAGGAUGAGCGACGGCGGGAGCAAGCGAAGGCGUCGUUGGACAGGUACCUGUACCACUACGAGCGCUGGGCGGCCAACCACACGUCGCUGCAGAAGGUUUUCAAGGACAUGGCCGACCUGGAGCGCUCGGGGCUGGAGAAGAUGGCGGUCAAGAUGCACGUCCCGACCAGCGAUCUGGGGUUCCUGACCAAGGCGUACGAGCAGGUCGCCGACUGCCGGCGAGUCCUGCGGUGGGCGCACGCGUACGGCUACUUCCUGGACCCCAAGCGUGACGCCAUCAAGCGCAACCUGUUCGACCAACUUCAGAAAGACGCCAACAUGUCGCUGGAGCGCCUGCACGGCUGCGCCGAGGUGGAGAGGAUGGAGCUCUGCGCCGGCGACGCGGCCGACGUCGCCGAGAGGUACAAGAGCUACAAAAAGAAGCUUCAGAGCCUCACCCAGGUGACGCGGCACUACUUCGAGAACCUCGUGAAAGCGUUCGAGACCAACCUGGCCGAGGUGGAGACGGCCGAGUAG
Molecule: messenger RNA, 870 nt
Organism: Miscanthus lutarioriparius
Lineage: Eukaryota; Viridiplantae; Streptophyta; Magnoliopsida; Poales; Poaceae
Source: the annotation of a GenBank genome assembly